Molecule: messenger RNA, 1763 nt
Organism: Ipomoea nil (Japanese morning glory)
Lineage: Eukaryota; Viridiplantae; Streptophyta; Magnoliopsida; Solanales; Convolvulaceae
Exons: 4
Coding region: 101-1411 (436 amino acids)
Source: RefSeq, a predicted model, not a curated record
GCCGAGACCCACAAACCGCGGGGUCUGUUCUCCGCCAAUCUCUCUGCGUCUCGCUCGCUCGCUCGCUUCGAUUUCCGGCGAAAAAGUAGCGGCUAAAAAGAUGGGGGAUGAAGGGGAAGCGCUGCUGAAGAAGAAGAACAACAAGGCGCUUGGGCGUAGCAAAUCGCACGCGUUCGACGAGCUGCAUAGCUUCAGGUCAUGGUUGAAAUGGAUGUGCGUGGAUCAGUCGGACCGGUGCUCCACCGCGCUCUCGUGGACCGUCUUCCUGGUGAUGACCGUCGGCGUCCCUUGCUUCUCGCACUUCUUCCUUGCCUGCAGCGGCUGCGACAACCAGCACAGUAGGCCCUACGACGCCAUUGUUCAGCUCUCUCUCAGUGGCGUCGCCGCCCUCUCCUUCGUCUGCCUCUCCGGCUUCGUCCGGAGAUACGGCCUCCGCAGGUUCUUGUUCUUCGAUAAGCUCUGCGACGAGAGCGAGGCGGUCAGGAAAUGCUACACUGAACAGCUCAAUAGAUCAAUAAGGAUCCUUUUCAUCUUUGUCAUGCCUUGUCUUGCUGCUGAAAGUGCAUACAAGAUAUGGUGGUACACCUCAGGUGGGACCCAAAUCCCAUUCUUGGGCAAUGCUGUUGUGAGUGAUGUCUUUGCCUGCACACUGGAGCUGUGCUCUUGGCUUUACAGGACGGUGGUCUUCUUCCUCGUGUGCGUUCUAUUCCGUCUCAUCUGCUACCUCCAGAUCCUCAGACUGCAAGAUUUCGCUCAGGUUUUCCAUCAAGACUCCAAUGUGGAAUCGGUGUUAAGGGAGCACCUCAGGAUCAGAAGGUAUUUGCGGAUUAUAAGCCACAGAUACCGUGUUUUCAUCUUAUGGGCAUUGGUGUUCAUCACAGCUAGCCAAUUCGCGUCUCUUCUUGUGACUACACGAGCCACUGCAGAUCUCCAUAUCUACAAGAGUGGUGAACUCGCGCUUUGCUCUCUCAGUCUUCUUGCUGGCCUCAUGAUACUACUGAGAAGUGCAACGAGAAUUACCCACAAAGCACAAGGAGUGACAUGCCUUGCUGCUAAGUGGCAUGUGUGUGCAACGAUUGACUCGUUUGAUACAGUCGAGGCUGAGACUCCACAAAUUGCUCAGAUGCCUUCAGCAGACUGUGUGUUCCCCGUGACUUCUGAUCCAUCUUCUGAUGCUGAUGAUGUUGGUGACGAAGAAGACGAGCUAGACAACACAAACUUUGUUCAUUCAUAUGCCUUUAGCACGAUUUCGUUUCAAAAAAGACAGGCCUUGGUUACAUAUUUUGAGAACAACCGAGCGGGUAUUACAAUAUAUGGAUUCAUGUUGGACCGGUCUUCGCUUCACACAAUAUUUGGUAUAGAAUUGUCACUGGUGCUGUGGUUGCUGGGGAAAACAGUUGGCAUUUCUUGAAUGAUGAUCAGAACUGCAGCAUUGACAGAAUUUAAUGGAUUCAACACAUACAUAGUUCAUGAAUGCCAACAGAAGAGCUGGUGAUUCAGUUUUGUUGGCACGGUGAAACUUAAUAUAUAUAUGUAUAUGUAUAUGUAUAUGAUGGUGCUGGAGCCUGGGAAUGUAAAAGCUAUUCAAUAAUUUGUUGAUUCUGAUCUUUGGUUGUAGCUCUGUAUCCAUGUUUUCCCCUUAUUAACUGCCAGCCAUUAUAUUCCUGUUAUUUGAUCUGCAGUGAUGUUUUUGGAGAGUUUGGCAAUCAAGCAUUUGUCUUGUAACUUGUGUCUCUAUUUAUGGAGAGCCUUAUGCAAUAUUA